UAGCUUUUUUCUACAGAAAUAAACCUCCUUGAUACAGACAGGAGAGACAGUACCCGCACUGACUGUAAACGCAACAACGGUUCUUCGGUUUAUGGAGGUCGUGUAGGUGAAUAGGACGGUUUCAUUCGAUUAAACAGAGAACAAGCUAAGUGACCGCUUAAACAAAACUAAAUUGUCAGCAUUUGUAGAUUGCCAGGUCUAAGAGGGGGACUCGAAACUAGCUAGCCAGUGCUAGCUAACAUAGAGGCUAACUGAAAGUGUCAGCCCAGUAGCUAGAUUAAACAGCUAGGAACACUGUCAGGUGUACAAAGAAGGGAAAACUUUUUUGGGGGGAAAAAACAACAAACAAACAAACAAGGUUUCAAAGAGUCAUUGAGAAAUCUCUUUAUUUAGCGUUAGAUAAUAUUUAGUACUUCCUCAGCUAGGUGACGUUGAAGAGCGGUGAUGGACUUUGUUGCUGGAUGCAUCGGAGGUGCUGCCGGAGUCUUGGUUGGACACCCAUUUGACACAGUAAAGGUGAGGCUGCAGGUCCAGAGUGUUGAUAAGCCACUGUACCGCGGGACCUACCACUGUUUCCAAUCCAUUAUACGCCAGGAGUCGGUAUUUGGUUUGUAUAAAGGCAUUGGAUCCCCUAUGAUGGGCCUUACCUUCAUCAAUGCUAUAGUGUUUGGUGUUCAGGGAAACACCAUGCGUCUACUGGGACAUGACACCCCCAUGAACCAGUUCCUUGCUGGUGCAGCAGCAGGUGCCAUCCAGUGUGUCAUCUGCUGCCCCAUGGAGCUGGCUAAAACCCGCAUGCAAAUGCAGGGCACUGGAGAGAAGAAAUCCUCUAAGAAGAUGUACAAAAACUCCCUGGACUGCUUGGCACGCAUCUACAACCGGGAGGGUCUGUGGGGAGUAAACAGAGGCAUGGUGACCACGCUGAUCCGUGAGACACCCGGCUUCGGAGUGUAUUUCCUGGCCUACGACGUGCUGACACGCAGCCUUGGUUGUGAGCCCGACGAUCGUUACAUGAUCCCCAAACUGCUGUUUGCCGGGGGCAUGGCUGGCAUUGCCUCUUGGCUCUCCACCUAUCCCGUGGAUGUGAUCAAAUCGCGGCUUCAGGCAGAUGGGGUGGGUGGAGUCAAACAGUACAGCAGCAUUGCUGACUGUGUGCGACAGAGCGUGAGGAGAGAGGGCUACAUGGUGUUCACACGAGGCCUCACCUCCACGCUGCUACGGGCCUUCCCUGUGAAUGCAGCUACCUUUGCCACCGUCACCCUCGUCCUCAUGUACGCUCGGGGUGUGGAGGAAGGACCACAAGACUGUGAGCCAGCUCAGCCAAGCCACCACACACAGAUCCAGCAGCAGGCCCAGCCCUCCAGCCUGUGACAGCACAGAGGUCGCAUCCUCAACCUGGGCACUUUACCAGAGCAUGGAAAGAUGAAAUAACCAUAUGAACCCUUUAUUACUGUCUGACUCAUUUUACACCAGUCAUUCCCAGUUUUGAGUCAGAAAAUACCUGGUUUAUUUAAAUGCUUGUUUUUACUUUCAUGUCAAAAGGAAAAAAGGAAAGACAUAUUUAUUUCAGCAAUAAUUUAUGUUGAGGUUUGCCUUUCGAAGAUGCAAACUUGUUAAGGGGAUGGUGUUUACUAAGAUGUGGAAAACUGAGCUAUGAAAUAUGACUUCAGUGAAAACUUUUAACAGCAGCUUUUAUGAAUAUUCUUUCCACUGACUUAGUCUUGUUACUGAGCCUCAAACCUGACUGCAAGGCUGGGUAGUGUGUACAGUCUAGACACUGAAAGUUGAUAUCUCUAUUAGAUAUAGCUUGAAAUGUGCAGCGUUUAACUGCACCUGUACAUAAAACGGAUUUUAAGUUCUUUUUUUUUUUGUAUGUUGGAAACGUGUUUCCUGCCUUAUAAUAUGAAAACGUUUAUUUUACUUUUUACUUUUAUUUUAAGGAAACUGAAGCACCUGAACUGUAUCGUCUGAAGAGCCAGGCAAGUGAGAGAGAAGGAAUGUAGCAUGUGAUAAGGCGCAGACCUUAUCACUUUUGUUUGCUUUCAAACCAAAAAAAAAACCCAUAUUGCAGCUAUAAUCCGAACAUCAAUAACACACAUGUUAAUAUCCAUCCUGGACAAAAAAUCAAGUGGUCUGAAGGGCUCUUCAGGGACUGACUGCAAAGUGUCUGUGUGUGAAUCUGGAUUGUAGGUGACCCUGUGUUUUACGUCUUGCUUGGUUGUCUGUUUGGCAUGUUGUGUUUUACCGGAUAAUGUGAAGUUUUAUCACUGUAACUUUACUGCUGUAUUAAAGACCGAAUCGAGAAGUAGAACAUGGCGCUACGUGGCACUGAACUUGUCCCAUUAUUUUAUUUUUGUACACGUUACAGCUAAAUAUGAGCUUUGAAUAUAUUUUAUAGCAGUACGUGAUGCUGUUAUUGCAAGGUCAGAACUUUUUGUUAAAUUUAAUAAUUUAAAGGGCCCAACAAAUGUCCCAGUAUUUAUUUAUAUUUAUAACCCUCAUUUGUUUCACUUGUCAAAUAUCAAUGUGUAACUGCAACCAUUGUCCCCCAGGGGCCGCUGUAGGUCCUUUGGGGGCAGUUAAAAAUCUUUUGGUGUUAUACAACCUGCAUUCGAGAAAAACUACGACUUCAACAAAAAGAAAAAAAAAAUCUCAGCUCACCAUUUGAGGGGUGAAAUUUUGAAUUGGCAGAGCCUCUAAAAUUUCCCUUAAAGUUAUAUCUUUUCCUUAACUUGAAAGAUGUUUAUUUUGUGUACCAAUAGUUGAUAUACUGUAUUUAACCAUCUGGAUUUGGGCUUGGAUGAGACUUAUUUAUUUGUUUAUGUUACUGUAUUAUUUAAAUAAUGUACAGGCGUUAGUAAUGAGUGGGAAUUGUCUGCUUUCUGCAUGUGUGGUCAGUAUUGUUUGACUUCCUCUGUAUUUUAUGCCUGGAUGUGUAAUUUCUCGCUGUCAAGCAAUCAAAAGUUUCUCCCCAGCAGAUACACUCCUGUCAGUUCUCAUAAAUGCAGUAAACCAUCAGUUCGGUUGAUAAUCUGCUCUGUCUAAAGUUGUAAAACUAGCAAUGAAUCAGACUGCGGUUACUGCUGUCAUUUGUUUAUGGAGACUUAUGUAUGAAUGGUUGGAGAGCAUGAAGUCAGAGAUGCACUUAAACCUCCAUGUAUGUUGAAUGUAACACACCUGUGUUCACUCACAGGUGUUCUUGGCUGAAACUCGGACGUGGAGGAGGAAAAUGUUGGCUGGGAAUCCUGUUGUUUAAAAUUGAAGUGUUACGAGUUUGAAUUGUUCAGUGCUGCUGAGACACAUGGAAAUCUCCAAAGCUGUAGUAGUGCAAUUUGCUGGAGUGGGUUAUGAUGACAAAAAAAAAAGAGAGCGUGUGGAGGAAAAAGCAAAGGGAUAAUAUGUGUGUAAAAGUUGCUUGUGUUUAAAAAUAAUUUCCAC
This is a messenger RNA of Toxotes jaculatrix (banded archerfish), 3438 nucleotides long. RefSeq names its product solute carrier family 25 member 29. Gene Ontology annotation, molecular function: high-affinity L-arginine transmembrane transporter activity. Gene Ontology annotation, biological process: mitochondrial L-ornithine transmembrane transport. The record is from RefSeq and is a predicted model, not a curated record. The transcript has 4 exons. The coding region runs from base 445 to 1371 and encodes 308 amino acids. Gene Ontology annotation, cellular component: mitochondrion. Lineage: Eukaryota; Metazoa; Chordata; Actinopteri; Toxotidae.